AUGGAGCACGCCGGCCAACAAAGCCUGCACGGCCCGCAGACCGCCGACGCCUCGCCACCACCACCAAGGAGCAACAUCGCCGCGCGCCGAGCCGCCGGCCCGCCCCAACCCAGAUGGGCCCAAAAGGGCCCAAAUCUGGGCCGAGCGGGCGCCGCCAGCCGCGAGUGCCACCGCGCCGCCACGCGACCAACGAUCGCAUCGCCGCGUCAAGGGCACCAGUGGCCCACGGGAUCACCGCCGCUGUCAGGGGGCCCCGUGCCCCCCUACAUGCGCGGGGGAGAAGCCGGCCCGCCGCCAGCGCCGCACGGGGCGGGGCCCGCGCGGGACGCUGGCGACGGCGGCAGGGGGAACGACGGGGAAGAGGGCUGGGAGAGCGGGGGAAUAGGAGUCCGCCAGUCGCCCGUGGGGGGAGGGGGGAAGAGUGAGCGAGCGGAUGGGAGAGGGAGGUUCAGUAAAGUUUGUUGCCCAUGA
Aegilops tauschii subsp. strangulata is the source of this 471-nucleotide messenger RNA. The record is from RefSeq and is a predicted model, not a curated record. Lineage: Eukaryota; Viridiplantae; Streptophyta; Magnoliopsida; Poales; Poaceae.